Molecule: messenger RNA, 2271 nt
Organism: Limulus polyphemus (Atlantic horseshoe crab)
Lineage: Eukaryota; Metazoa; Arthropoda; Merostomata; Xiphosura; Limulidae
Product: proteoglycan 4-like
Exons: 11
Coding region: 55-2271 (738 amino acids)
Source: RefSeq, a predicted model, not a curated record
CUUAAGGUUAAAACUAUUGCAGAUAGCUCCGUGAAAGAUUAUUCUCCUACGUUGAUGACAAACAUGAAAUCGAAGUCCAGAAGAUCUGGUUUCAGUCAAACAUUGCAUCAAAAAUACAGCAACUCAGACACUUUGUUUAAUGAUAAAACACUUGCAGAAGCAAUGCCAAUUAAUGGAGAUCACGAGGGUCAGCCAAAUUCCGAACAGAUCGACUCGAACGAUGAGGCUCACGAAUCAUCAAGAGGAGAAAGAAAGGAUCAUGAAACAUUAGGAGAAGAGAACAAAGAUGAAAUUGAAGGUCAUGAUCCAUCAGGAGCUGAAAUCAAUGUUCACAAACCACCAAGAGAAGAAAACAACAGUAUAUAUCAGUGGUUGAAAUGUGUGCCUGUAGAUGUAUCUAAUGAUGAACUCCAACCCACCAUUGGUUCCACGGUCCCAGAAGAGAAGAAGUCUACUUCUCAUCCAUUUAAAGACGAAACGUCAGAGGCAAAAUGUGAUCCAGAUCAAAUAUCAGCAUCAAAGCCAAAAUGUGAUCCAGAUCAAAUAUCAACAUCCGAGCCAAAAUGUGAUCCAGAUCAAACAUCAGAUCCAAAAUGUGAUCCGGAUCAAACAUCAGAUUCAAAAUGUGAUCCAGAUCAAACAUCAACAUCAGAGCCAAAAUAUGAUCCAGAUCAAUCAUCAACAUCUACGCAACAUCCAGCUCUGGAAAAGAAGCCGAAAGAUGACCAAGAAGACACAGCCGGAAUCACUUCCGAUACAUCUACAAAUACUUCUGGACUGUCAGUGAAUAAAAGUCUUGAUUCAGAAACACAAAGUCUAGAAGGAAAAGGCGACACGCACAUUUGUAUUCCUUCCACUGGGAUUGGAUGGAGGAUGGAGGUUAUGGACUUGGUAAGAUCAAAGAAAUCCAUAAACUUGGUAGUGAAGAAAGGUGCAGGAUUAGAUCUGUUUCCCGAGGAGAAAGAGAAGCGCAGAAAGUUGACAUUCCUGCCGAUGAGAGAAGAUAAAACAAGUGAUGAAGAGAUCAGUCAUCCGAGAAACAUAUCUCGUCGACGAAGUAGUUACAUUCCACCUCCUCUCGUCAAUCCCCACAUGUUCGUCAACCCGACCACACCGAAGUCUCCACCCGAACACACGCAUGGAACCAGAAAAAUGUCUUCUGCCUCUUUGAAAUCAACAACUUCUGUAGAACUUUUCCAUAUCACACCUCACUCGAUGACCAGUGGACGGUCGAGCUCUUUUGAAGUUAUGGAGGGUGAUGAACCACCAAUCACAGACAGUCGCGGCCCACAGCCCAAAAUUCCGGAGACUUACUUUGAUAAAUACAAACGCAAGCCAUUAGUAACAAUAGGCACAUAUCGGUCACAUAAUCGUUUUCUCUCUCAAGAAAAGCCAUCAAACGUGGAAGAUACACGAAAGGAGAGUGAGUUUACGACAGUGGAGGAACAGAAGGAUGAACAACAACGCCUGAGUUAUAGUCCUGUCUUUAGAGAUGAGAGAUCUGACACCUCAACAAGACCAGACCCUGUAGCUGAUAUCUUAGCUUCGCCACUAACUAGUGAUAAAAGCACACGUGACCACGAAUUGCUUUUACCAACACCAGAGACCAAAAAACCAGAAACUGAACGAGGGAAACUGUUAUCAACUUCAACGUCGCCAAACACCGCCAUCACAGCUAACACACGAGAACAAAAUCUUGAAAACAAACCAUCACAGUCAACGCCGGCGUCGAACCUAGUUGGUUCAGUGCUGCCCUCUAUGUUACCAAUUCAAACUAAACCGAUCUCGGUUAGGGAGAAAAAGACCUACUCAAACAUUCCUGUUUCCUCACUUGAAGCUAAAGCUAGAAAAUUUCAAUUAUCUCCAACACAAUCGCAAAAUGAUGAAAGGAACAAAUUACCACCAUUUUCAUCUUCGAUUCACGUACCUUCAUCACUUGGGGUUUAUCAGAAACAAGCACCUAAUAAGCCUAACCUGGUACGCCAUUUCAACAAAUCACUUUCUUCUACAUUUUCUCAAAGUCAGGCUUCUAAUCCGAUACCAAAGUCGCCAGCAGGGAAGAUUCCUCACAGCACCCUUACAGCUCGUCAAAGUAAGAAUUUUAUCGAGAAACAACCGAUUCCUUGGGGGAAAAGUGGGACGUCGUCAGUUCAGAAGAAAACAAGUCCACAAUUGUCCUUCAGCGAGGCAGAAACUGGUGGCAAAGAAGUUAAAACAUUGGUUCUAAAAAAGGUGAGAGCAACUACUUGGUCUCUGUUUCAUUUCUGUUAA